AUGGAUUUUGACCAUCUUGCCGAAAAGAAACAGGAACAGAAGGCCACUGCUUGGUUGAACCUUUUGACGAGUCGGAGCCCAGAAAUCUUGUCUAUGCAGCUUGCUGAGAAGCAUCGGCCUGGCGAAACAGUAUCUGCAUGCCUUUGGAAAAGUGGUGCUUUCAAUAUAUGCUAUCGUGUCCGGUAUAACGAGGGGCCAGAUGUCAUUGUUCGUUUCGCUGCCCUUGGAAGGGCUAUUCUACGCAGGGAGAAGGUCCAAAAUGAAGUCGCAACGAUGAAGUACAUACGCCACACCACUUCGAUACCAGUUCCUGAAGUGUUCGGCUCCGGUAUCUGUUGGGCGGGUCCUUACAUUGUCAUGUCAUUUCUCGAAGGAGUGCCAUUAUCGCAACUCCUCAAAGAUCCUUCCAUAAAAGGAAGGCCUGUCCUGAACCCGCAAAUAAGCGAUCGGAGCUUGAAGCGGGCUUAUCGCGAGAUGGCCGCGCUUGUCCUCGAGUUAUCCAAGCAUGAAUUUGAUUCUAUCGGGGCGCUUGGGGAGAAUGAGAGGGGGUUUUCAAUCACCGGGCGACCUCUCACCUUCAACAUGAAUGAGUUAAUGGGGUCCGCAAAUUUGCCUGAAGAAGUCUUCCCCUCGCACACCUUCAGGUCAGCCACGGACUACUUUGAAACGCUUGCUAUACAGCAUCUCCUCCAUCUUCGGCUACAGCAACGAGAUGCCGUCAGCAGCGAGGACGACUGUCGGAGGAAAUUCACUGCUCGUUGUUUAUUCCUUAAUAUUACGAAGAAACUCUGCGCCGAGCAUCCUCAAGAGCCGUUUCGGCUAUAUUGUGACGAUUUUCGUCCUUCAAACGUCCUUAUAGAUCUGGAUGCCUCACGUGUCUCGGGAGUUAUUGACUGGGAGUUCACAUAUGCUGCGCCUGCUGAGUUUACAUAUGUAGCUCCUUGGUGGCUCUUGCUGCAAAGCCCGGAAGAUUGGGAGGGCGAUUUAAACGAGUUUCUGGUUCGGUAUACUCCCCGACUUCGUGCCUUUCUGGACGUCCUAAGCGACCAUGAAAAUAAGUUGAUUAAACAACACCUCCUUUUGGAGUCACAGCGCCUCUCUCCCCGGAUGGAACACUCCAUGGAGACUGGGUUAUUUUGGGUAUGUCUAGCAGCAAGGUACAGCUCCAUGUUCGAUGAAAUCUAUUGGACAUUUAUCGACCACCGGUAUUAUGGGACUUUUACUUCUCUCGAGGACCGUAUACAGCUUUUGGACCCUGAACAGCAGCAUGAGAUGCACGAGCUUGUGAGGAUCAAGACUGACCUGUGCAAUGAGGAAAAGGAAAGUUUCGACGAUCACUAUCCAAUUGACAAGCUACUUGAAUUAUGA
Aspergillus viridinutans is the source of this 1368-nucleotide messenger RNA. RefSeq names its product phosphotransferase family protein. Lineage: Eukaryota; Fungi; Ascomycota; Eurotiomycetes; Eurotiales; Aspergillaceae. Bases 1 to 1368 code for a protein of 455 amino acids. The record is from RefSeq and is a predicted model, not a curated record. The transcript has a single exon.